AUGGACAUCAACUUGCUCUCCUUCGGGGCUAUGGCUGGUUCUCGCCCCUGGGUCACCCGCCCGCCGCCGUUCAGGAGCGGGCACGCGGGCUGCGCCCAGGUCACUGCGCGCCCCCGGAGGCGCAGGGGAGCCCCGCACCGCGACGCUAGGCGCCCGGUGUGCCCAGCCCAGCCCAGCCGGGGGCAGACUCCGCCCCGGCCCGCCCCUGCCCGCGCUCCCCGCCUAGCUGGCGCUGCUGGCGCGGCACACUCCCGUCCCCCUGAGUCCUCUGGUCCUCGAGGGCGGCAGGACCCGCGCAGGGAGCCCAUGGAGCCGGCGCGUGCGCGCCGGGAGGACGGCAGGGCAGAGGAGCUGCUGGGCCAGCUGGAGGGGCUGGUGAAGGACGUGGUGAGGGCGAGUUCGUGGUGGGAGCGCCGCGGCGUGGACUGCGCCAUCCUGGCGCUCAGCCUCCUCGCCGUGCCGGCCGGGUUCCUGUGCCUGCGCUCUGAUAAUGUCCUGGUCUUCGCGGUUGGCAUCACCAUCUUGGGUGUGUGCCACUAUACACUCACUGUCAAGGGCAGUCACCUGGCCACUCACAGUGCCCUCACGGAGUCCAAAUACUGGAACAAGAUCUUAACGCUCUUCUUUGUGGAGGUAUGCACGGCCUUCCCUGCAGAGUAUGCUAAGUAUGGCCACGUCAAGCUGCACCACGGCUACACCAAUGUGGUGGGGCUGGGGGACUCAAGCACCUGGAAGCUGCCUUGCCUCAACCGCUACAUCUACAUGUUCCUUGCACCCUUCUUAAUCCCCAUUGUAACCCCUCUGGUGGCUCUUGAGCAUCUGAGGAAGGUGGAGCUGAGGUCAGCUCUGCAGACACUGGGCCUGAUUUCCCUGGGCCUCUAUUCCCACUACUGGCUGCUCCUCAACGUGUCAGGGUUCGGGAGCCCCAGCUCAGCCCUGGCCUGCAUGCUGCUCACCAGGUCUCUGCUGGCCCACCCCUACGUCCACGUCAACAUCUUCCAGCACAUCGGGCUCCCCAUGUUCUCCCUGGACAAGAAGCCCCGGCGGAUUCACAUGAUGAGCCUGGGUGUCCUUAACCUGCCCCGGCUGCCAGUGCUGGACUGGGCGUUCGGCCACUCACUCAUCAGCUGCCACGUGGAGCACCACCUCUUCCCCACGCUCUCAGACAACAUGUGCCUGAAGGUGAAGCCCGUGGUGUCCAAGUUCCUCCGUGAGAAGCAGCUGCCAUACAACGAGGACUCGUACCUGGCUCGCUUCCGGCUGUUCUUCGAUCGCUAUGAGGAGUUCAUGGUGCAGGCCCCACCGAUCACGGAGCUGGUGGGGCUGCAGUGAGGGCUAGGCUCCAGUCCUGGCCCAACCCUGGCUCUGCUGUUGCUCCUGGCCCCAAGGGUGUGGUGCAGUGGAGGGUCAUGGACCUGGAGUAUGGAGGACUUGGACCAGCAGCGAGACAGGCCAGCUCGUGCUGUUUGUUCUUCUGGGAUUCAGGGAGUGUCUGGGGAAAGGGAACAAUGGUGGCUGAGCAACAUGGCCAGUCUGGGCCUCGGCUGGCUCCAUCUCCAAAUCCCUCCCUCUGGCCAUCUGAGCCUGUGGAGGGUUGGAGGUGGGGGACAGAAGGUGAGGCAGCAUCUUGUUUGUGCCCCAGCCACCUGGGAGAUGGGAGGAGGCACACACAGGAGUGUCAGCCCCUUGGGCUGGGGCCUUCCUGCUGCCAGGAGCAUUGCACACUGGCUUGGCCAUUGUUGCUUCUGCACUGUUUGAGGCCCUGUCUCCCAGUGGCCCUCUCCCCAGGUACCACAGGGCCAGUCAUUGUUGGCAGACCUCCUGAGUUCAUCAGCCAGAGCAGCUUGUGCGGGACACAGGCUCAGCAGUUCCCAAGGCCCACGGUCUCAGUGAGAUGAAAGUAUGGAAGUAAGGGGGGACAAUACCUCAGAGACAGAGCUGGGGAAAGAGUAUGCAUAGCUUUAAGCUUGACCUUGGCUAGUUCUAGAAAAGUGCUUUGUUCCAUGACGAUUAGAAGCAGGGAGAGAAAGUUAGCAGGCAGUAGCUGGGGUUGGAGAGGGUUAUGGGAACUGGGUCUGCAGGACAGGUCAACUGAAGAGAGAAAGAAAAGCUUGAAGUCAAGGGCAACUUGGCAGUAAGGUCCAUAGCCUGGGCAUGAGGUGGGGAUAUAAGGGAGCUACUGAUGCCAAAGUGUGGGGCACCACUGAGAUUAAGCCCAAAGUAGGCAGAGUUGAGAGGUUGGGACUGAGAGGGUGCAAGGAAGUUCCUAGGUGAAGGCUAAGGAAGGGGCAGAGAAAGGGGCCAGGCCUGGGACAGAAGGCCAGAGCAGUUAUGACGAGAUUUCUCACCUGUCACUAUUGACAUUUUAUCUGGAUAACCCUUUGUUGCUGUCCUGUGCAUCAUAAGAUGUUUAGCCAUGCUCCUGGCUUCUAUCUACUAGAUAGAUGCUAGGAGUCCAAGUUAUGACAAUCAAAAAUGUCCCCAGACAUAGGCCGAUAUCCCCUGGGGGGUCAAAAAUCAUCCCUGGUUGAGAACAUGCAAGUCAUUCUUCUGGGCUCAUAAUUGCCUGACUUUUCAGUUAAGGCUAUAGAUGUGGUGAAGGGCACAUUGACCCUGAUGAAGGGAAGCUAAAGACCAGCAACCGGGAGCCCUUGAAAUAAGUGAAGGAGGUAGACAAGAAGUAGGCAGAAGACAGUGAAGCCAUUCUGAGCCCAGGCCAUCAGAAGCCUUUCUGUGUCCAGUGUGGCCCGGAACAGUUCUGCUGGCACCAGCCCUGUCUGUCCCUCCAGAUCCUCCCUCAACCAUCUCUGCCCUGCCCCCUCUAGCAGAGGCCACAGCUCCUUCAGGCACCCUUGCUUCCAGCUCUGGUUCUUACGAGUUCCUGAAUAACUCCCUCUUUGGCCUCCUUCGGGCCCAGCUUGGCAGUGGUUUCCAGCUGUUGCUGGCCCCAAGAUGUUUCUUUGUUCCCAUAAUCCUGCUCACACCUCUGUGCAAAGUCCCUUCAUGAAACUCUCCUCAGUCACCCCUUUGGAGUAUUCCCGAGUUCCCUGCUGGGAGGCUCGCCAAUAAGAGCAGAGUUUUGGAUGCAAGCAGCCCUCUUGGAACAGGGAUAUGGUAGCUUGGCAGCUUCCCCAGCCUACUGCUCUGCUAUAUGUUAUUGCUGCUCUUUUGAAAGGCAUUAGCAGCUCAGAAAUGGUCUUAGGGUCUGGGAGUAUAAUUCAUCAAACUGCUAAUUCUCCAUAUGAAAAAUGCAAUGUCAGAGAAAGGCCCUGUGUAUAUCCCAGGCUAAUGAUUAAAACUAUCCAAAUAUACAACUCAUGACUCAUUGUUCUUGAUCUGGACCUGAAUGGGAUAUGGGCAGAAGCUGGGGGUCCUGGUGCCAAACCUAAGUGUAACAUGGACACCCCAGAAACAAAUCAACUUGGUCUCUGUGAAGCUCAAUUUUCUGUUACUCUGACUACCUGGGGCUUGAGAGAUGAGGUGAUAGCAGUGAAUAAAGUGUUUUUAAGGCUC
Messenger RNA from Heterocephalus glaber (naked mole-rat), 3513 nucleotides. RefSeq names its product fatty acid desaturase 6 (gene Fads6). Gene Ontology annotation, cellular component: membrane. Lineage: Eukaryota; Metazoa; Chordata; Mammalia; Rodentia; Bathyergidae. Gene Ontology annotation, molecular function: oxidoreductase activity, acting on paired donors, with oxidation of a pair of donors resulting in the reduction of molecular oxygen to two molecules of water. Gene Ontology annotation, biological process: lipid metabolic process. The record is from RefSeq and is a predicted model, not a curated record.